UGUGUGGUGUUUUAAUCGUUUCAAUCUUCUAAACCCUUUGUCAAACGUCUCUUCCCGGCGCGUUGUUGUUGGCUUGCGAUGCAAUUAAUUCGCUCCCGUUUACCACUAACACUCCUGGUUGAACUUCUGAACGUGGUCUUGCACCGUGUGGUUGGCCGGGAGGCACUUUUGUCUGUUAAAAAAGGUCUAUGGCAGCGGAGGCAGACCCCAUACAUCCACACUGCCUAAACUGCGUGAACGUUGCCAAAUGUUCGGCGAGGCUGGAGAAAAGAAUCAGCUGUCAAAUCGUGCACUGCAAGCUUGAAUGCGGCGCGAGCUUCCAUGCCUGCAAAGGCGAUGAGCACCAGCUGCUCUGUGCCAAUGUCAAGGUGCCAUGUGCCAACGCCGUCAAUGGCUGCCCUGCAUGGAUGCUCCGAAACCAGCUCGGCAGCCACCUGCAGCACUGCCCCGCGAGCCUCGUGUUCUGUACGGCCGAGUGGAACCGGUGGGGCUGGCGUCGCAGCGAAACUGUGGGCGACCCGCAAUACGAGCAUCGGCAGUGUGCUGAUCGUUCAGGAAGGCUCCAGUUAGACUUUGCUCUAGCCAUGCGGGACCUGCGGAGACUCACCGACGAGGACAUCCGCCGUCCAAAAGAGAUGGAGGAGGCAGACAAGAAGGGCACUGAGGCACAUGCAGGCGUUGGAUCCACUGGUAGCCAUCAUUACCCGUACAACGGCAGCUAUGGCAUGGGUGUCCCAAUCGCGAGUUUGUUGAACGGUUACAUCAACAUGUGCGAGGGAAAGAACUCUGAUCUGUCAACCGCCAUAACGGAUGCUGAAGAGAGCGCCUCGGGUUACAAGAGAAAGCACAUUGAAGAGGAAGUCAGGAACAUGCGAUUGGCCGGGGCACGCCAUGCUCUGAGGCAUGAUCUUGACCUGAGCACUGAGCUGUGCGUGGAGUUCCUGACGCGGUACCAGGUGAAGCCGGACACGAUGUACACAUUUACGUGCUCACAGGUCUUUCGACGAGACGAAUACGCCUGGCAUUAUCAGAAUGUCCACAGGGACAUACACUGUGGCCUCAACGGCUGGCUGGAGCACCGGUGUCCGUUGGCACAGUAUGGCUGUACCUACUCGAGGAGGAUGUUUCACCCGAUAUCGCCAGGAUCUCAACUUGUCUUCAGUGAAGUGCUGGAAAGCUUUGGUGUUUCUUUUCCGUCAUUGGUCACGGAAGCUAGGCCAAUUGAAAAUGGCGACACGAGCGAACGUGAGGUGCUGAAAGAUGUCACACGGUCGUUAGUGGAAGAAGUGAAGCCUAAUGGGAAGGGUGAUGCGCACGAGGGGGCAAAAUCUCGCCUGGCCAACGGACACUCGCAUACUGGUUGCACUUGUGAAGAAACUGGUGGUGCCUUGAAGCCCCGUGGCAAAACAUUGUUGGACUUGCCUUUCGAAGUUCUGCAGUUCAUUGCUGGCUUUCUGGAUGCCUUCAGUUUGAAUAACUUCUCCAUGGUCUCAAAGCAUUUGAGGGAUGUCUCGUGUUCACUUCUGACCACCCGUGGAAUGGUGGUGUUGAAAUGGGAGAGGCUAGGAAAACGUUGCUGGAGUGUCUGCUCAGAGAGCUGGUACUUCAGCAAUGGAUUCAGUCCAAUCACGAAUUGGGUGCUGUCGGACGAGGAGCACAUGUCCAAUCACCUGAAGCGGUGCAGGUACUUUGAGCCCAACAUCAAGAAAAGGCCUACGGCCGUUUGCUUUGGCAUCGGGAACUCUCGCCCAAAGACCAUGAUUGAGGUUGUUAUGUAAAUUCUGCCAACUUAAGCAGCACUAGCUUUAUUUUGUGUUUGCUUGUUGGCGUGUGAGGAAUUGACGAAGGUGAACUUUGAUUUGGGGGAAAAAAAAGGAUGUUGCAACCUAAUACUCCACGACGUAGUGUGAUCAGAUGUCUUUCAUUGGGCGCUGUUGCUUUUGCGUUUGGAGGGGAGGGUUGCACACUGCAGGUGCGUGGAGUGUCCCGUUGUCUUGUUUAUUUUGCUCAGAACUGCAGAUUUGAAGUGCAUCCUCAGUUGCCCAAUGGGAUGAAUUUGUUUUUUGUUUAUCAGUAAAGUACUGUCGUUGGCGCAGGGAUAGAAUGGGGCUUUGACGGCAUCAGAUACGAUGCGCGCUUGUGCAAGUUGAAGAUUUGUCGUGAGUGCUUGGGGCGUAGCGGUAAAUUUGAAGACCGAGAGGGAAACGAGAACGGAGUGUGGGAGGGGUUCUCGCAGUUUAGUAGUGCGGCGGUGCACUUGAAGCAUGUGCACUCUGACCACCGCAUUCAGAAACGCUCCUCGACCUGAACUUGACUUGCCACCGCCUUCAACGCAGCGCGCUUGAAACACAUUUGUGCUGAAUUGAAGUUGUAGGCGAGUCAAGUUCAAAUCAAGGAGCUUUUCUCAAUACGAGUGUAAGCCAAGUGGAAGUGUUCAGGGUGUUCUUGCGUUGCUCAACAAUAAUCGUCAUCAAUGACAGCUUGUGUUUCUGUUCCUGAAAACUGCGUUCUCACUGCCUUCCUUUAAAGAGUGCUACGUCAUACUUAUAGACGCAGGCCGUUUAUGACCGAAAAGUUUUGGGAGCAUCGUGAUAAUGCGAGGAAGUUACUGAGCUGAAUGAUGGCUAUUGUUUUGUGGCAGGAAGACUCUGGAAUACACCUUUUGUCUUGGAGUGCAGGGGGCAGCUUGCUUGCGCAUGUCAUGCAAAUCUAGGCGAGGUGGCAGCUUCUGAAUGGUCGUAACUGCCGCAGAUAAUUUUGCAUGCUUGUUCGGUUUUUGCUAGGCCGAAGGGCAUGUCAUUGGAAACAUCCUGUGAGGCAGUAAGUCAACUUUUCGGCCUGUUGCUUCACGAAAGCUUAGAGUAGGUAGCGAAAUAUGACAAUGGUCCAAGUGUGGCCAAGUGUGACCAAGUGUGCUAGCUAGCUUGCCUGUGCAGUACCUUUGUACAUGCCACAAUAUGGGCUGGAACACCUGCAUGACUUGGGGAAUCAAAGUUCUGUGUGACCUGCUAAAAAGAAAGAGAGCAGGACUUUGUCUUUUCAUGAGUUAUUUAUGAAUUAAGAAUGACUUUGUUCCACACUAUACGAAGACAAUAUUUGUAUAAGGACGAUGUAUUCAUUAUAGGUCAAAAUAUGAACAGACAUAGAAAUAUUCAUGCAGUGCAGUGCAAAUGUUUCGGAGCAUGCUCUCACUUUCAAACAACGCAUUAGGCCACGGUAUAUAGUUUUUGUCGAUGCCACCGUUUUUGCUUAAGAGACUCGGUGUGCAGGAAGGGACCCGGAAGGUGUCUUUUCAGCAUGGAACCUUGCUUAAAUUUUAUUUUGCCGUUUUUUAUAGGUGCAGUAGAUUUGAAAAUUUUGAAAUGUUCUAGAAAAAAGAACUGGUGGAAGAUUUUUGCCACGUGAAGUAUGGCGAUUUUUUUUCUUUGGCAGUCCAAGCAUUUACCAUGCGUGGUCUGCUGCAGUUUAUUAUCUGUGGUCCGAGUCAGACGUGUGGUCCCUCGUGUGAAUCUUUCUUUAUGUGCGAACAUUUCCAGCUGAACAGGUUUGCGCCCAUUGUCAGACAAGGAGAAAAAGGGUCGUCCUUUGACAGUGCAUGUCGGCGUAGGAGUGUAGACGAAUUUGGUGAUGUCAGUUGUGCGAUCUAGUGCACCGGGCUUGUGGUGCGCACCGGAGUGCAUGUAAGCAGCGGAAGUUUAGCCGGCUUCGUCGAUUGUGGCCCUUUGUCGGCCAUACCAGGCUGGACGCGCCAGUUCUCGUCCGACUGUGGAUUUUCUUGCGGUUUCCGCUCCGCAGUUCAGUACUUGCAGAUUUACAACCAAUGGUCGGUUGCAGUGGUGUUUACCGACGAAGGGAGAGCUUGUGGUGCGAGAUUUUCGGCGUUUGGUCGCUCUGUGCCUGCCACUCGAAAAUUUCAGGGUCUUUCAUAUUGUCGAGGCAAAUUCAAGUGACCCCCUUGUAGGGUAGAAAAGAGCACAUUUGGUAACUGCUCUGCGCAGUGGUUGUCUUCGCCAAUAAUCUGCAUUUGCCAUCUGCUUAGACACUCGCGGCACAUUUUCUUUUUUGAACCUAAACUGACUGCACAUGUGUCCUUUUCGACUGAUGCGGCACCCUUUGAAACAACAUGUGACGUUGAAAAGGUGCCAGCUAUAUUUCUAGAUAUUUUUGCACACGAAGCACAGAACUUCGUUUUCAUGCAUGAGUAGCUGACUCAGUGCUUUGGUGAACAAUAUUUUAUUUUCACAGCUAAACCUUUAACUUGUAGCACGAGAAUUGCAACCAAACGUAAUCAUUAAUUUUUUUCAUGGCCAAGUCUUGUCAGUUAAGAAUUUAAGAUGAAGUUAUUUCAAAAGAUAUGGCAUUUUGUAAUUUUGUGCUCUGGUUACGCAUCUAUGUACAUAAUUUAUGACAUUAAAUAUGUUUCGUUGGCGUGUCAUGAUUGGGUUGUAAAAGUUGCGGACGCCUGAAAGGAGAUUUCCUGUGUUUAAGUGGUGGGAUGUGUGUAGCGUUAUUCCUUCUAUGUUUGUUGCCUAUUUAUUCUGUUUUUGUUUUCUUGCCGUGGGUAUGUGCUUUGUAAGCAAGCCGUCAAAAGGCUUGCAAACCAUUUUGGCUUUCUCUGAUUGACGUGAUUUUCUCGAGGAUGGCUGGUGUCGACGUCUUAGGAAAAUGGUUUCUGUCUCUAGAAGCAAACAGCCUUGACACCUGCUUGUGGGUGUCAUCUUGCGCAUUCCAGUCAGUCCUCUUGAAUAUAAUAUGCUAGCCUUAGUGCUCACAUAUGUAUUCGUUUAGUAUUGCAUUUGUGCAAGAUUUAUGUUAGCAACACUGCUGGAGUGUGUUAUUUAAGCCCCUUGGAUCGAUGUGCUGUAAGUGGCAUUAGCUUAAGAGAGAAGAACUAGCAUGAACACAUUUAGACUUUAGUGACAUCCGGUCUGCUACAUUUCAUUACACUCAAACCUCAUUGUAAAGAAGUUGCACCUUACGCAGAAAUUAGUUUGUUAUAUCCGAAAGUUCGUUAUAGAGGUUUAUUCUUAACACUAUAUGUAUCGCAAGACUAUUUUUCAUUUACUUCGUCAUAACUGGUAUUUCGUUAUACGUGGGUUUGUUAUAUCGAGGUUUGAGUGUACAUGUUUAUGCUGUUUCAGAUUUGCUUCACGGUAAGCAGUAAUUUGUUGCAUCUGGUAAUUUUGUCCAUUCAUUAUAUCAAGGUAUGUGUGAGCAUGUCUCUAGGAACAGCAACAUUGUUGGCAUCUUGUGACACUUUCAAUUAACCGUAAUGCAAUCGCGUCACAGGUGUCCCAGUACUUUAUUGAUCAAGAUUACCUUGGCAGUGGCAGUUGUUGCUGACGCAAUAUGCAGCUCAAAAGUGUAAUGUCGCUUCAUCUCAACGCGAUCACAUUGUCACAGGGUGCUGCAAGCUGUGGUUCUACAUAUUUCAGUAUUUCGGCACUUAUAUAUGCUGGUAAUCAUUCUAUGCUAAUGCUCACUGUAUCAAAGCUCACACUUCGGCGCUACUUUUGAACUUUCGAUACGUAACAGUUUUAUGAGCUCGCUAUUGGUCCUUUCAGGACUUCUCAUCUUACAUGCCAUGCCAGUUUUUGAAAGGCCGGCAGUUGCUGCUUUCUGUGAGGCAUCGGCUUACAGCGCCGCAGACGUUGCGAUUUCAAAGCGUACCUAGAGACGGUGACGGCCUUAUUGAAUGCGACAUGGGCUCGUGCUGGCAUAGCGUUUUAGGAUUGCGUGUGCCCGGCAUUUGCGAGAACCUCUGCGUCGCGUUGCGCAUCCUCCAGUCCACAUAUCUCUGAGAUGAGUGAAAAUGAGCAUCUAUUUUGUUUCCAAGCUGUCUUGUCUGUUUGUGGGGCUGCAUCCAAUGCGUACAUUCAUCAGUAGUGAUGUAAAUGAUGAAAGUGUAAAGAGGCAGCAUAGUGAUCAGCAUACUUAAGAAAAAAGAAAAACAGGUAGAUUACAUUGAUUUUUGCAAAAAUCAUCUGCUGCCAAUACCUGUAGAUAUGCACACUCUGUGUACAGGAGGAAAUUGCCAAAGCCCUUUGCAGCAUUGCUGAACCUUAUGAGGCUUGACAUACUUUCCUAGGAUCUCUUGGCAGCUCAGGGUUUUUUUGCAGAAACCUGAAAGCCAUGUUAUUAAGUGUGUUUCUUCUUCCAACUUCCUUACUGUCUUUUUGCAUUGAUGUGUGUUACACUUGUCUUAUUUUUUCCUGAUGGCCAUGUUGUCUUCCUUCUAAAUGCUUCGCACUCACAGUAUUACAAUUGUAUUUCCCCCUCAUAGUUUCAAUGCCAUGCAUCAAGGCAUGACAAGCAGCAAACAUUACAUGUAAAUUUGAGCACCUUCUGCUUUUGCAUGAAUGCUCUGAUUUUCAAUUCUAGCUUUGAUGCUACACUAUUCAGAAUUUCGAAGGGGCUCUUUUUUUUUCUCUGUGGGCUUGAAUAAGAUGCUGGCAAGAUUAUGCCAAUACGUUUUUUCUUGUAUUUUGUCGAGUGUUUGCAAGGUCACCAGCUGAAGCAUGCUUUUAGUUUGAUCUUGCUUUUCCAUACCUACCUGCUGCAUUUCUUAUCAAUGGCCCCCGAAAACUGUUUCUAUGUGUUCCAGUACAUUGUAAUGUCACGUGUCGUGGAACAGCGAAGCUUGGCCAACCAUCUUUAGAAAUACACUAACAACACCUGCUCUUUCCAAAUGCUCGGGAAAGGAAAAGCAUCAUCAACUCUAUCCCCAGGUUGAUGGUCCUGUCAGCACCACUUUCACCAUUUUUACAUCAGGACAAUGUUUGGAAGUAAAGAGUUGUCAUGGAAUUUCAUCUUUAGGGAAGUCGUCUUGUAACACUGCGAAGUAGCCUGUGGUACUCUAGCGGGCUGCAGUGAUUUAUCCCACUAACUUUGCGGUGUGUAGCUAGUGAUCUGCUGAAAAUGCGCUAAUGCACUAAAGGUGUGGGGAAAACUUGACAGUGCCAAAGCAUGUGUAAGGCAUUUUUCUCGAUCCAUUUCUGUGUGCCUUAACCUUAAGGCCUAGAUAAAAAAAGAAUGAGAUUGCAGAGUUGGUAGGUUAGGUGUAGCAUUGGCUUGAUGGUGUUCAACUACAGUGGUAGAUUAUAGUCUUUAGGUGAGGACACUAGCAAGAUGUGAUUGACAAGCUAAAGUAUUAACGCCGUGCACCCCUCAGUCCGGUUACGGCAACAGAUAUCAGCAGGGCGAUGCAACUUCAAGGCAAGAAGGUGCUGCCUUUGGAACCAGCACGUCAUGGGAGAUAUGAAUUUCCUAGUCAGCCUAUCGUGGCUCUGGAAUGCUGGCGACUGAAGCUGGGAAGGUUUACAGUGUUUAUCGCAACCAAAAAACGCAGCGUGUGCCUAACUAUAGCACGGUGGCCAACCACAUGGCUUGCUGUAGCAAUGGUACAUAAAAAGUAUUGUCUCGAAGUCGCAUCAGUUCUUGAAAUAGAUAGUACUUGCUGCUGGUCACCAGACCAUUAUAUGUGCGCCGUUGUUUUUUUAUCUUGUCUAGCGCUCAUUGCAGACAAACUAAGAAAUAAGAAAUGUUCGUAUUAGAAUAGCGCAGAGACGAAUCACAAGGCGAAUCCAUUAUGAACACUAGCCAACCAGCCCAAGUCUCUGUUUUGCCUAACAAAUGUCCCCACCUAAAGAGUAUACUAUAUCUUGCGCCAUGAGUUAUAUACAGUUAGAACACCCAGUCGCAUGAACUAGUGUGUUAUUCAAUUGGAAUGCCUUUCGGACAUGUCUCCCAGUGCUGUUAUUAGCAUCGGAGCCUCUUUCUCACUGAACACAAAAACUGCGUGGUGUUGUCAUAGCCCAAAAUGAGCGCUUUGAGUGCUGUCCUUUAUUGGUGACCACUUGAAGCCAUUCUUCAGCCAGGGUAGUGGUGCUAUCACCAAGGGGCGUUAAACAACCGCAUCUGAACUGGGCACUGCGACCAAAGAUGUAUCUAAUGCAGUUCCCACAUUUAUCUGCUACCUGAUAUCUUGGACAGUGUACAUUCCUCGGUAUACAAAGAAAGAGGUUGGAAGUGAUCCAGAGUUUUUCUGCUUGCAAUAUGUGUACUAAAUCAAAAAAUGUCUUUGCUCUUACAAAGCUUGCUUUUGCCAAGAUAUCUAGAGAUGUGCUUCGGAAAUGUAUUUUUAAAGGGAUCUGUGUCUGUGUAGCCUCAACCUUUGUUCCAGCAUACUGGAGGGACUGACGAUUGAUGUCUAAAUAUGCUUUCUAGUGGAACAUUUAUUGCUUGGGUUAGCUAUUUUGCUGUUUCUUGUGCAAAGGUUGUGUGCGUUCCCAUAGCAGACUUUUUCAGUGGCAAGUUUGGUUAGAGCUGGGAUAACUAGCCAUUUUUAAUCAGUGAUCGAAAGUUGGACAGCACUAGAGAGAUAUAGCUGGACAGUACACUGUUCACAUUAGAAAACGUAGCUUCUACGAUAGCCAGUAAGGAAUAUGUGCAUGUUUUCUUUUGAAAAUUUUCUAAAUUACAUUUUUUUUAGUUUUUACUUUUGUGUAGAAAGUUUCACAGUAUCUUUUGGGUACCAAAAACUUCAUAGGCACUUGGAGGAAGUGCAGAAGGUGCUGUCGAAGUAAACUUGAACAUUAACGUGACACCUCUGGUGGUUACUGAGGAGUUACAGAAGGGAAAUGGAGUGCAAACAUAAAUGGGACAUACAAGCUUAUGUGCCAGGCAAAGGAAAAAUGUUACCAUGGGUAGAGCUUGGAAUGGUGCUCAGUUGAACACUCCGAUUGGCAAGGUACCAGUGGCUUCCUGUGCAAAUUAAUUUAAAUAUGAAUAAGCUUUUGCAAUGAUAGUGAUAUGUUUCUUUGCUUUAACAAUGCAAAAUAUUUAAUGAGAACUAUACCGUGUGUGUGUAUAUGUAAAGCCCACAGGGUGUAGAUACUGUGACAGUGUUUUAUCAUGGCAUAUUUCCUCUUGCUUUGUGCGACCUAUAGUGCUUUAUUCAAAGUACGUACUUGUGUAUCUGUUAAUAAUUGAAUAAAUAAGUAGUUAGUUGGGGUAACAUCUUUUUGGUUGCACUACACAGUGAUCAGUUGUCGGUCCCUCCAAGCUGUGCUCAACAAACGCAUGCAAUCCCAAUCUUCGUUGUAACUUGCAAUCCACUGUAGUGCAGAUUGCAUGGGGCGCAUUAGCUGCCACAGACUGCGUUUCGAUUCCCAAGUUCCCGGUGUCUUUAUCUUUGUGCUUUCAUUCUCGAGUGAGGAGAUGUGUUUCCGUAGUGGUGUGAGUGUUGUGUUGUUUGCGUGUCACAGCGUUGCUGCUCUUUGUGAUAACAUUUAAUCCUGCAAGGAGGAUAGUCAUGUAAAUGGUGAAGUUGUUGCCUCCUGACGUAACGUGUCGCGUUGUGAUGUCAUUACUCUUGUUUGCAACUCGAGUCGUCAAACUGACAUUGCUUCUGUGUGCUUUAUUGUUGGUGGGAGAGAGCAGUUCAUUGUGAUUGUUAAUUAUAUUUUUAUAGAAGGCUUUUUGAGAUUCUCACUUCCAGUUUUUGUGACAAAGAAAAAAAAAGAUGACUUGCAGUAUGUUGUUUGUGCUGCGUGUAUGUGUGUCUGAUGUAGCUCUGUAUAACAUGUAACAAUGGCUGUGGCUGUUAUAAUAUAAUUGUAGACUGUUCAUCUUCGAAACUUCCUAAGUGCAGCAGAACAGUAGGUACAUAAUGUUAAGAAGGUUGAACGCAAUCUGUCCGACAGAGCGCCCUCUUGGUGAACAUAAUAGCUAAGGUGUCCUCCGGUGUGAGAUUACUGGGUGCGCUCUUUACAUUAUAACGCCAGAGAUGGUGUGUGAGAGCUCUGACCUGAAAUGGAUUAUAGCAAAGUGACAUACUGAAAGCCAUAGCGGUGGCAGUUUUGUUGGGUGCAGGUCAGAUAAGUUUUUGCCAUCUGCACAAACUGAUCAGUAUAUUGCAGAAUUGUCAAACUUUGACCACACAUGGUUGCUAAAUGCAUACGUGUACAUGUGUGUCUGGCCUCGCAUUAUUGUGGAAAUGGAGGGAAAAGAAAGUCAAAAGUGUCAGUUGCAACAUCUCCAUCAACUGGUAGAGAUGUUCCCUGAGACAAAGAAUUGCAAGGGUUUCCAAGAACUGCUCGUGCAGUGUGGUACUUAUCGUAGCAGCAGCAACUGCUUACAUCACAAAUGUAAACAGUAGCUGUUACUCCCGUUUGUAAAGUUCUUUGAGCUCAUCAUCGUUGAUGAAGAACUGCAGCGGCUUGUUUGUCAGUAGUACCAGGCUGACAAAGAGUGGGUAAGGUGAUGCAGGUCGCAGAAGUGACCCAUCAGAUGACAGCAUGCUUGCAUUCUUGUACCUGAAAGUUGUUUUUCUUUAAUUGCUGUAAAGUUAAGCUUUGAAGGUGCCGUGCUCAAGUGAGGUGAAGCUUAUGGUGUUGGAAGCCUGGCAACUUGCCCGCCCAUUAGGACAAGAAUUUGCAAUGUUCCUCAUUUUAUGUCUUUUGUUGCACUUGGUAAGUUUUGACGACAAAAGCAUGCCAACUUGGCCAUUCAUUCAUCUUGCUGAUACUCUGCAGCUGUCUUUUUUCAACCAUACCAUCAGCUUGCUGUUGUACUGUUGGCGCCAUUGCUGGCUUCUACCAACAGCACUGCUUGGGAAAGUAUCAGUUGUUAGAACUACCCGUAGCUCAGUGUAUUUUUUCACUGGUGGCUAAGGCACACCAUUUAGGCAGUAGUUGGGUGAUUGGGUGUGGAUAAAAUAAUCCGUAAAGCAGAGCAUUUGCCUCUGUGGUUUUGCGUCACUGCGUAACCUUACUUAUGCUCUUAGUUUUCAGUAAAGCCAACUGUAAAGGCUCCUAAUCAUGCGAGGGCAUGGCUUGUACAUGUGUAACAUUUAGGGGCUUUUCUCAUUGCAGAUGUUAAACUUGAUGCUUCUACUUUUACGAAGCUCCACUUUUCCACUUUUGCUUCCACUUUUCCGUAAACCUCAAUUGUGUCAUGUCCCUCAAAGACAGGUGUGCACAGCGAGUUAUGUACAGGAGUCUGAGAAGUACUUUUUUGGCAGCUGCGUACGAAAUGGUAGAAAUUUCUUGUCACCUUAAAAAAGACAUCCAGCUUUAUGCCAUUCAAGAAAAUGUUGCUGGCAUUGAGGAGAAAAUGCAGUCACUAGGAAUUUUCUUGGCCAGCUUCUUGAAGCAUAUAAGGCCCCAACAUUCCGUAUGUGUUGUAAAAAUAUGAUUGACUCUAUGCUCAUGCUCAUAAAAUAGGCUGGAAUAUACUUGGAUAUCCCCCUGUGGUUCUGGAUACUAGCAGUGCUUUUGGUAGCCAGCAGCAGCGACAUCCGUCAUGAUGAUGCAAGUGGCCAGUAUUGCAUGCAGUAAAGUUCUUGCUUCAGAAUACGGCAGUGAUCACUUGAUUCGAAACGACUGUUUCCAGUCACAUAUCUACAAUGUAAGUUUAGCAGUGAUGUUUGUAUGUCUUGCUGUAAUAUGGACAGCCUCCGUUGAAAGAACUGUGUGUGCGUGUUUUAGCAUGUUUAGUUGCCGGUGUGGGUUUUUUUUUGUAAUUUCUUCUCUUGAUGGUGCUGGUAUUCUAUAGAAGAUGUGUUGGACUAAUGCAGCUUGUGAAGGUUCUUAUUUUCCUGCUUUUGAGUGGCUCAAUGUCACACGAGUGCUCAAUGAAACACAAUGCUCUGUUCAUACGUACUUUUUUGCAGGUAUCUUAGCGCGUGUUUUUUCGUUCCUGAUCUUACGUUAUUUUCUGGAUUAAGGGCUUGAAAGCCCUCUACCUUGGUAUUGGCACUGCCAUUGACGACCUGCGAACAUGCUCAGCAAGGAGUAAAAUGAUAUCUGAACUUCAUUCGGUCUACACAUGCUCACGUUACUUAGGUUUAACUGUUCUGUCUCAGUUUAGUUAGAUCCUGUCUGGAUACUCUUUAAUAUGUGGAUUGAUGAGCAAAAGUUUUCUUUUUUUCGUAUUGUAUGCCAGGCAUUGUUGCGGGAUUGGUUACGUUAUGAAAAAUGCGGGGAUGUUUUUCUUCAUGCUGCACGAUUACUGGAGUUCACGUGCACAUCUGUCGUCUCUCUGGAACUAUAUUUCUCGGAAGCAAUGAUGGUGUGAAUGUAACAUCACAUCCCCAAAACUGCUGCUGUUGAUAGUGGCGCUUCUACCCAAUCCACCUUUAUGGCAGUGCAACGAUGCAUGCGCCCUUCCACUGGCGUGAAAGUCACGUAACGAUGUGGUAGGGUUUCCGCGCGAUUCCCGAUCUCGGAGGCUUCUGUUUUGACGAGUCCUGUUGUCCUGGGUCACCCCACAGAGCGCCGCUUCCGCUCUCAUACCGAAAUGGCAGAUUAUGAUUGACAUUACACCGAAAUAACUGUUCCAGAGGAAAACAGACUCGUAGUACAGGUUCUGUUGUGUUCCUCGCGUAUGGAGCGCGCAGUUUUGAAAUAAGUGAACCUCUGUUUUGUGAUGUGACUGUUUUGUUGUAAUGCCUUUCCAAUGCAUGUUUGUAAAGUGGAAAAGAAAAUCCCGAUCAAUGUUUAA
Molecule: messenger RNA, 12504 nt
Organism: Rhipicephalus microplus (southern cattle tick)
Lineage: Eukaryota; Metazoa; Arthropoda; Arachnida; Ixodida; Ixodidae
Product: F-box only protein 30-like
Molecular function (GO): ubiquitin protein ligase activity; zinc ion binding; protein binding
Source: RefSeq, a predicted model, not a curated record